Schizophyllum commune H4-8 is the source of this 1861-nucleotide messenger RNA. RefSeq lists its product as uncharacterized. The record is from RefSeq and is a predicted model, not a curated record. The transcript has 3 exons. Lineage: Eukaryota; Fungi; Basidiomycota; Agaricomycetes; Agaricales; Schizophyllaceae. The coding region runs from base 283 to 1380 and encodes 365 amino acids.
GCUGAAUACUUCGAUGCUAGCCCCCUCUGCGCUUCCCCACCCGCGAAGGCCUGAACCGGAUCGCGGAUACCUGAACAGGCUUCCAACUGGUCGGCAACAUAGCGAAGGCUCCAACCCGUCCAUUUAUGGCCAUGACAUUCCACCGAUGACAUGCCUUCGCCUCGUGGCUGGGGCGCGGGCUAUGUGUGUUAUCUUCUUCCAGCGGUCAUGUUCUCCUUGCUCGACAUGCGCUCUUCGCCGCUGAACAUGCUCCCGUCACCACUAUGUUGGCGGCGCUCGACUAUGAUCGUCGUCCUCACGCUACUGCUCGCCCUCGGCACCCGUGCCGCGCCCGCGGGGGAGCCUGAUCGCGAUCGGCGCGGGGUGACGCUGCGAGCCGAUCUGCAUCCGGGGCUGCUCGCGUUUGGUCCCGCGGCGGCGGUCGUGCUCGCGAGGGAGGGGGAGGGGGAGGGGCUGGCGGGGGUGCCGUUGGUGGGGAGGAGGAAUCCGGUACGAGGGAGGACGAACACGAAGGACGAGCUGAGGGGGAAUGGAGAGCUUGAGGGGAGACAACGCGAACCCGUCAGCGUCAACAUCGUCGACGAACGACAGAUCCAGGAUCCUUCUUCCGAUAAUGAGGCGCCGAAGGACGAUGGGCAAGCGGGCGAUGCGCCCAGAGACGAUGAUGCACCCAGAGACGACGACGCGCCCGAAGACGACCUCAUCCAGCCAAAGGCGCACCCCGGUCGGCGAGGGAUCGUGGGCAUUGUGUUCCUCAGUCUAACCCUCCUCCUCACCCUCUUCCUCGCCGCCUACCCGCCCGCCCGGCGGCGGACGGCGGUAUACGCGCAGAAGACCGCAGCCCACGCUCGCAUCAUCGCCUCCCACGUCCACCUCCCCUCUAUGAUAUCGCGCAUGCACCUCCCCGCCGCCCUCGCCUCCCUCACCCACCCCUCCUACCACCGCAUCGGCGAGAAAGUCGGCAGCCUUUUCCCCGCCAAGCCUUUCGGUACCAUCAAGCCCUUCGGCACCGUCAAGCCCUUCGGUACGCUCUCCCGGACGUCGGGAAGCAAGCUCGCGCGGACGGCCGAGUCGAAGCUCGUCCGCUGGGCGGAGGAGGACAUGGGGUUAGACGCCGCGGACAGCCAUCUCGCCCUCGACGACCUGGAGAAUGAUCAUUUCUUGAAUGAAGACGUCGCCGCCUCCGAUGGCGCCCUCUUCGCCGCCUCCGAUGGAGCCCUCUUCGCCGCCGACGAAGACCUCGAACUCGCCGACGGCGAGUACAUCCCCCUGCGCGCCGCCAAAGGUCGCGCGAGGGUGUAUGGCACGGUCGGCGCGAGGGUGUAUGGCACGGUUGGCGAGGGCGAGCGGAAGGCGGCGGGGAGGCGGUGGUGGUGGUAGAGGAGAUGGGUGGGGUAGAUGUGAGGGGUGGAGGUCGAGAGGGCAUGGUGGUGGAGGUAGAGGAGGUGGUGGUGGUGGUAAAGGAGAUGAGCGGAUGCGCGAAUGCACCGAUCCCUGCGCAUAUAUGCGUGGUGGGUUGUAUCGCGAAGUGGGAUGCAUGCGCAUAUAUGCAAGUGCGGACGCAUAUACUCAACUCGCGAGCGCAAUACUCGGCUCGCGAGCGACGGAUAGGCUGCGAUUUAGACUGACUCCAUGUAUUACUACCUUAUGUUCUCUUUUUUGCUUGUAUCUCUCCGUGUACUGAUUGGCCGUGUACCUCGCGGUCUACACAGUAGCCGUGUACCUCGCGCUCUACACUUUACUACCAUCUCAUCCCUUGAUCUGCUCACAUACUCACUAUGUACGACUAUUCUAGACGAAACUGUAUCCAGCGCGUAGCGACAACCCAACUUCGACUGAUCCGAGUCAAGGGCGCAGACAU